AUGUAUCAUUUCAGAAUUUCCAGAGAGCACCUGUUUGAAGCUGAGAUUACCGUGGGUGGAUCCAAGGAAUUGACUGGGGGUGAAUCCCAGGAUUUUACAGGGAGUGGAUCUGGGGUUUUGUACUUCUGGUCCUUAGACAAUCGUCAGUCUCCUGCUAGCACUGUUAACUGGGUUAUUGAGGAAAUUGACCGGCCUGGUACAAGUGUACUAACAGUGGGUGCUCAGAAUGACCUUGGAGAUAAGUUACUUGCUGUACAGGAGGUGAAGAUCCAAUACCCUCUCCUUGAUGUGACCUUGACCUCCAACCCUACAGUGGAGGGGCGUGUCUGUGACAUCACGGUCCAGGUGACAGGAAGUCGGGACGUCGUGUUUGACGUGGAUUUUGGUGACGGAGUUCAGGCUUCGUUAUCCUCUGAUGAUGUCGUUGUUACCAUAGAUACCACCUCUAGCUCAUAUCUACCUAAAUACACCACCUUCCUACAACACCAGUACAAUCUGAAAGGUCAGUACCAGGUCAAGGUCAAUGUGUCUAAUGCCAUCUCCUGGGUGACGGGUGAUGUCACGGUGAUGGUAGGGGAGGCUGUCGGGGAUGUUACCCUGGAGAUCCUGUCCCCCCACAGGGAGCUGCCCGGGGUCUACGUUGUGUCCCUCAGUGAUCCACUGACUGUCCGAGUGACCGCUGGCAGGGGAGAUAACCUUACCUUCACCUGGGACUUCUCCGAGUAUUCUGACGGAGGCACCAAGGACCAGCUAGGGAAUGGUAGUUCCAGCACGGCGACCUACGCCUUCAGUAUGACGGACAUUUUCCCAGUGUCUAUCAGUAUCAGCAGUCCCUACUACCAGGUCCCCCAGGUCUUCCCAUUCAAACACAAGUUCAAGGUCGUCCAGGAAAUCCAGGGAGUUUAUCUGGAGGUUGUGGGGUCGGGGAAGACAGGAGCCGCCCUCAAACGUGUGAACGGAGCAUUACAAACGGAGGAGAUACAUUUCCUAGCCAGGUAA
This is a messenger RNA of Saccostrea cuccullata (small rock oyster), 999 nucleotides long. RefSeq lists its product as uncharacterized. The coding region runs from base 1 to 999 and encodes 332 amino acids. NCBI's taxonomy places the organism in Eukaryota, Metazoa, Mollusca, Bivalvia, Ostreida, Ostreidae. The record is from RefSeq and is a predicted model, not a curated record. The transcript is spliced from 3 exons.